Lepisosteus oculatus (spotted gar) is the source of this 7486-nucleotide messenger RNA. RefSeq names its product phosphofurin acidic cluster sorting protein 2-like. The record is from RefSeq and is a predicted model, not a curated record. Lineage: Eukaryota; Metazoa; Chordata; Actinopteri; Semionotiformes; Lepisosteidae. Gene Ontology annotation, molecular function: transmembrane transporter binding. Gene Ontology annotation, biological process: protein localization to plasma membrane.
AAGCUAACCAGACGUGCUGCUGAAGCCGAUGCCCUUGGCUUCUUUAAAGAAACAGCUGGAUGAGGUCAAGUCGCUGACUACCGAGCGGGCUAUAGACGGAUCGGAAGUCUCCUCAUUUGCAACCGCGUUUUGUUUCUUGUUGCUGUUCAAUCGCUCCCCCUGGCGUACUUCAGCAAAACUGCCUUCCCUCCCGUCUCUGGUCGCUCCGUGGCCCCGCCCAUGAGUGCCUCUUGAAAGCCUGAGCUCUCCGGUCCUGGAUGUGUUGUUUCAUUGAAGGAGCGGGCAGAGUCGCUGGGAGCGGCGAGCGAGCGAGCACCAGCGCCAGACAGACGGCUUCAGCUGCUACCCGGGAGAGGCGAUGAUGGCGGCGGCUGUGGAGAGAGGAGGGGUUCGGGCCGCCUUCCUGAACCCAGGCAGUGGCGGCGGCGGCGGGCCAGCGGUGGCGGCCACCCCGGCCGGACCCGGGGCGGCUGCGGCAGCGGCAGCGGCAGCCGGGGGCUCGGGCUCGGGGAGCUCCGGCCCGAUGCCCGUUCCCAUGAACCUCUUUGCAACCUGGGAGAUAGACCGCUCUUCCCCGAGCUGCGUUCCGAGGUUAUGCAGUCUCACCCUGAAGAAGCUGAUCGUCCUUAAAGAACUGGAUAAAGACCUCAGCUCGGUGGUAAUCGCUGUUAAAAUACAGGGCUCAAAACGCAUCCUCAGAUCAAACGAAUAUGCCCUUCCACCCAGUGGGCUGAUGGAGACAGAUCUGGAGCUCACCUUUUCGUUACAGUAUCCACACUUUCUCAAGAGGGAUGCAAACCGGCUGCAGAUAAUGCUGCAGAGGAGGAAGAGGUAUAAAAACCGAACAAUCCUGGGCUACAAGACGCUGGCUGUGGGAGUCAUUAACAUGGCAGAGGUAAUGCAACAUCCCACCGACGGAGGCCAGAUUCUCGGCCUCCACAGCAACGUGAAGGACGCGGCGGUGCGAGCCGCGGAGAUCAGCGUGUACUCCCUCUCCAGCCAGCCCAUCGACCACGAGGACGGCAGCGUUCAGGCGGGGCCCAAGACAAAAGCCUCAGACCGGUCUCCAGACAUCGAUAACUACUCAGAGGAGGAAGAUGACAGCUUUUCCUCGGAGCAGGAGGCCAGUGAUGACGCAGUGCACGGCCAGGACCUGUAUGAUGAAGACGACGAAGUCAGAAAGCCCAAGAAGUCUAGGAGGAAAAUGACCAGAACUACUUCCAUGACAAGGCAACCCAAUUUUAAACAGAAGUUUGUGGCUUUGUUGAAGAGGUUUAAAGUGACCGAUGAGGUCCUGGAUUCUGAUCCGGUGGACCAGACACAGGAGGUGGAGGAGGAUUUGGACUUGCUGUACGACAGCCUGGAAGUGUACAACCCUAGCGACAGCGGGCCAGAAAUGGAGGACAACGAGAGCGUUCUCAGUACUCCCAAACCGAAACUCAAGCCAUUUUUCGAAGGGAUGUCACACUCCAGUUCCCAGACAGAGAUUGGGAGUCUCCACAGCCAGAAAAGCCAGCCGAGAGACCACACCAGUCCUGGUGGGGAAUUCCUUCCCUCAGAAAAGAGCAAAGUGCCUGGCUCCAGGUACCAGGAUGAUGUCAUAGUGGAGGCCACACCUGGGGGAGCUGAGGAGGAGGAUCUGACAGUCGGAGAUGCCGGAAAUUCAUGGGACACCAACACGGAUAAACUGGCCUGUUCCAUCGGGAAGCUCACCAAAACGGAGUCGCAGAAUCACAUGUCACCCAGCAAAGUGGAGAGCAAGCCCCACAGACGUCCCCGGAGCACUUCGAUGAAAGACCGGCAGAACUCCAAGGCGCAGAGUGACCGGACGAGCAGCAUGGACAGCGAGAGCUCUCCGGACUCGCGGCUCACUGCACAGGUCCCGCGGAAGUCGGUCUACGACCAGCUGAACCAGAUCCUGAUCUCGGACGAGCAGCUGCCGGAGAGCAUCAUCCUCAUCAACACCACAGACUGGCAGGGCCAGUAUCUGUCCGAGAUUCUUCACGAGCAGAAUCAGCCCAUUGUGUCCACGUGCUCUGCUGCCGACGUGCAGGCUGCAUUUAACACGAUAGUCACCAGGAUCCAGCGAUUCUGCAACUGUAACUCCCAGAUGCCCCCGACAAUCAAGGUGGCCGUGGCUGGAGACCAGAGCUACCUCAGCACCAUCUUGAGGUUCUUCGUGGAACAGCUGGCCAACAAGACUCCCGACUGGCUGAACUACAUCCGGUUUCUCGUGAUCCCCAUCGGUGAGGCUGGCUCGCACCCUUUAGCGAAAUACGUGGCGUCGCUCGACAGCAAAUUCAACAGCAUCUUCAUGGACACGGCGUGGCGGGAGGUCUUCUUCGGCAGGACGGAGCCCCCAGCCUCAGGUGAGGAGAAAGACACGGAGAAAGAAAGUAUCGAUGUGGCAGGACGCAUCAGCCAGUACUUAGCUGGGGCUAACGUGUCCCAUCAGUUCCCCAUCUCGGAAGCCAUGCUCACCUACAAGCAGAAGAGGAAAAGAAGUUUGUAUUUUGAUUUUUAUAUCAGCCCUGAUGAGGAUUCUUGUCAGAAAUUCAUCCCUUUUAUUGGGGUUGUCAAAGUGGGUAUUGUGGAGCACAAUCUUUCUGCAUCAGUGGACUCAGACGAUGCCACGGCGGUCAGCGGGAGCACGCUGGCAUCGCCGCCCGCCCCCACGAGCAGCUCGUACGGGAAGGAGAUCGCCGGCACCCCUCCGCCCUCCCCGUCUGUCUCCAGCGCCCUCUCCGGAGCUGGCUCUCCGGCCUCAGGGGGCGAGGUGAUGGGCCUGCAGGUGGACUACUGGACGUGGCAGGGUCCCGAGAAGAAGAAGGAUGGGGAGAAGAGGGACGUGGGCAUCAAGAACACCCUGAAGAGCAACUUCCGCUCCCUGCAGGUCAGCCGCCUCCCCGGCGGCGGAGAGCUCACCCCCCCGCCCACCAUGUCCAUGACCGUGGUCACCAAGGAGAAGAACAAGAAAGUGAUUUUCCUCAGUAAGAAGCCCAAGGAGAAAGAACUGGACUCAAAAAGCCAGGUGAUUGAUGGAAUCAGCAGGUUAAUCUGCACUGCCAAACACCAGCACACCAUGCUCCGAGUCUCCAUCGACGGAGUGGAAUGGAACGAUGUCAAGUUUUUCCAGCUGGCCGCUCAAUGGCCCACUCACGUCAAGCACUUCCCAGUCGGAAUAUUCGGAUACAUGAAGCCCGUGUGACGUCUGUUGCCGUGACGAGGAAAAAAAAACUUUUUAACACCGUUGUCUUUUAGAGAGAAGGAGAUGAAAAAAUAUGUUUUCCUGUGGAAAUUUAGAUUCUCAAGAGGUUGUUCUCAAUAUUUAAUUUUUUAUGUUUUUUUUUUAUUUUUUACACCGAACAACGCUAACAACUAACACUUUUUAUUUCAGAAUGGCUGCCAAUCUGGAAAGUAUUUCUGGGGAAAAAAAACAACUACGGCAGCUUAGUUUGCACUUUUCAUUUUGUAUUGUUUCUGUGAAAACGUGGAUUAUUGUUACUAAAGCAGCCUAAGGUGCAGUGUGUUUUUGGGGGGGGCGGGGGAUGUGUGAUUUUCUUUUGGUGCAAAAAACAAAGUGCUGCUGUGAAACUAGCUAAGGAGUCCACUUCUGAAAUUGUUCUUCUUUUUUUAAAGACUUACUGCCAUUUUUACUAAGAGAACUUUUAGCGAGCAAACUCGGCUUUCUUUUAUUUUUUAAAGCACACUGUGGAUUUGGAAGCAAAAAAUACAAACAUCUGUACUCAGCCACAAUAAUAUGCAGAGACUUUGAUGCCUGAAGAUUAAACCCCCCAGAUUCUAACGGGGAGAACCUGGUGGAGCUUUUAAAAAGGGGAUUGGGUGAGAUCCUGCUGUGGGUUGUAGUGUAGUGGGCAGUCAGUUUUUGGCCGUGAAAGCGGUUUUACAAUCUUGCCAGCCGUGCUGUAGGCGAAGCCCGUCAUCCUCAGGAAGGAGCUGAAUUGACAGUGGCACAGCUGGUGGCCAUCACUGGCCUCGGAGACGAAAAUCAACAUUGUACAGUCUAGGGGUUUUCACCAUCUCCUUUAGAUUUCAGUGCAUUUUCUUUCGUUGUUUUCUUUGUUUUGGGCCUGCAGCUAAACACCAAAUGUAAUAAUCAGUUUAGCUGUUUGCUAACUCAAACAUGUUUGUAGGUGUGUGUAGCUCAUUUCCUGGGAGCACUAUUGCUUGUUUUUAACCACACGGGCUGGCGGAACCCAGACUCAGAGCAAAGAGACCUCUCCCCGAUCGGAAGCCUCUUUCUGCUCUCCUUUGAUGGUUUUCUUUGCAUCCAAUUUGUGAGGUUUGAAUGGAUACUGUGAUGGCCAUUAUUUUUUGGAGUGGGAAUAAAGUAAUCCCUUGUUACACAAAACAGGACAGUACACCUGUACUCGAUCAAUGGAACGUGAGGCUGCAUUGCCGUAAACCUCUCAGCACUUUGUGAUGUCUGUCCCACAGGUUCACGGGUACAUUAAGAUUGAAUUUCUUACACUACACCCAUGGCAAACCACUCCAGUCAGCUACAUGUGCACUUUAUUAUUGUUGUGUACCGUGGGAUAACAAAUGACAUUUAUGUGCAUUGGGAGAGGGGCAUAUAAACAUCUUACAGCCCUGUAUUGGGAAACCUCAGACCCAAUACACAGGAGCAAGCAAACCCUUCUGUUUUUAAAAAAAACUGCCUCAGCUACAAUGACCCUGGAGCAAGGUGCCAUACUUUGUUUUGUUUUUUUCCUGUAAGAAACAAGACAGACUCCAUAUCUGUGUGGUCUUUGUGCAUUGUGCAGACUGCAUCAUAUGACCGUUUCUGCAUGCUGAAUGAAUCUGGUUUACUAUAUUAGAUGUAACACAUAAAUUGUUUCACAGCUGCCUGAUCAAUGACUAAUCCCUAAACCGGUUUCUGUCACACUGAUGUAAGAAAUACAUAUGGAAGAAGGGGCUAAGGCUGAUUCUUGAUAAAUGCAUUGAAUGUAUCUCAGUUACCACGUUGUAAGUGGUAGCAGACACAGGCCAAAGACCGGAAUCAGGAACUAGGUUUUGAAAUUAUUGAUCUUAAGCGUUUGCUCGUUGAAGAUACUAAACCGUUAGCUCUGAUGUAGCAGGAGCUAUUUCAGAUUGGAUUAAGAUGACAUGGUGUUUUGUUCAUCUUUAGUAAUACUGGCGCUAAGUACUAGAGUGUAAAAGGAGAUGCUACCAUUCUCAACCCAUACUGGAGAGAGUAAACUGCAAAUCAUUUGGCAAACCAACAGAUUUGUAAAACUAUCACAAACUGGGAUAUGAAAAAACUAGUCUGAACGUUCCUUUAGAAGAGGCUUUUUGUAAUAUCAGCACUGGAAACAGAGGCGUGCUUUUCUUUUCUUUUCUUCUCCGUGAACUGAGAUUCAGAGGGGUCUAUUCUCAGUGUGGCUCCAUAAUGAAUCUUGCAGUGCAGUUGUGCAGUUUAUCCAUGUCAGUGCAGAAACCAUGGAAACCAUGUGAUUCAGUGUUUAACAUCUUAAAACUGUUACAUGAGCUGCUCUCGUUUUUUCUUAUUGUUAAUAGGAAGGGUUCCAGGGGCAAUUAAAUUGUUGCCUUGCACAGUGUGUUGAGUACAGUGAAUCGGUGGAUUUGUAUCUCUACACUUUACAUUUUAAAAAUUUCCCUUUAAAUUUCCAUUUUUGCAUUACUGCAGAGACAAGAGUUAGAAGUGUUUGUGUGAAACAAAUGAGUUCCCAGCUUCAACCAAGGUUGCUUUAGUGAUAUUGAGCUGAGGUGUUGUCUUAGACAAAGCUGCUUUCAUGUUCUAGCAGGCUGUGAAUACAGGGAUGAAAGAGACCCACAAGAGAGAGAAGUGUCAAAGUGUCAAACAGUUCACUCCUGUGUGGUUUAUCAGUGACUGUCACGGGGGCUCAGUAUGAGAACUGGCAGUGACUGCACUCUGCAAAGCUCUGCGUUUUUCACCUCAGAACGUAGAUUUCAAAUAUUAAUGAAAAAGUAGGAUGUUCGUAGGCAGAAUUGUAGGCAGAAGGAGUUUUGGUUCGGUAGGGAGGAGUGGGGCAUGAAAGCAAUUACUUUAAUCAUUUCUGAUUUUUCCAGAUGCAAAGAUCUGAUGGUGUCAGGAGGUGUAAUUUCAAAUUUUAAAAGAAUGCACCUGCUUUAAUGAAAGACAAAGGUUUAGCACAACAGCCUGGCCUUAUGGUCAGUGUGUUAUAUAUGAUGGCACUGUUGCAGGUCCUGCUUGUGUGACGUUUUCUUAUUGAAAUUCAUCUUUCUCAGAUUAAAAGGGAGAAUAUACUUGACUGUGAGCACUAAUUUCCUCAUUUAAAUUGUAAGUUUGUCGCUUUUGCAAAACUUGGUCAUUACGCUUGUACAGUAUCUCUUUUGGAUGCAGGUUUGACUCUUGUACGCUAUUAGUAACAAAACUGUCACGUGAAGACCUUCUCAUUAACACUGAACAAAAAAGCACAUGGUUAAGCUUUUUUCCAAAGCUAAAAAAUAAAAGCUUAGUCUGUUCCUGGGGUGGUAAAACCUUAAGAAUUCAAGCUUAUUUUUUUUGUUUUAGGUGGCUUAUCACUGUCACUGACUUUGUUGAGGGAUUACAGCAGUAUUAGGUUUGUGUAUUUAUGUGGUGCUGUUUUAUAGCUUAGGGUUGUGAAGCCUUUUUCUACUAUACCCUUGUAGGAUACCCAUCACAAAAUUAACACUUUAGUGAUGAAAUAUGGGAUGUUUUUUUUCAAAACACUUUUGGAGCACUCUGACUUUUUUUUUUACACACUCUUUGAAUCACUCCAAGUAAUUUUUGGUUUCUUACAUGUUUUAUGGGUUAAUGUUCUAAAAUAAGUCUGUCACAAAUCUCAAAGCUUUAAGCAUUCUACACAAAAGUCAAACAACCUUACUUCUUAGUUGGCUACAGCAAAGCUCAAACUAUUGCUUUUUUAAUGCAUUAAAAAUGUGUGCAGCCUAGUUUACAAGUUAACCAAUUCAGGUCAGAUACGCCUUAUUCAUCUUAUAACCCAAGUUCCUUUUUAGAGGACUACUGUGCAAUUUUGUUUGAUUGAAAAUGAGAGGCCUGAUAGCUCUGAAGAAAGGUGGCAGUUUUUUUAUGAUGCUGGGAUUCUUUACAAUGGAUUGUUAAUUUUACUUCAGUUUAUGUCAUCUUUACGUUCACAGGUAUUUGGUUUUCGGACAUCCGAGUUUAAAACAAGUUUUGGAAUUGUUCUGACGUUCUCUGUUCCUCUCACAGAACAAUCUGUCUUACUCUGUCACAUUCACUGUUGACAAUUUAAUUCUUUGGCUUUAAAGCACUAACUCUGAGGAAUUGGAGGAGACAACCCUUUUGAUUAUAAAGGGCAAUUUUAAUGAAGCUGGAUUAUUGUAGUUAAUUCUAUUUAACUUUGGGCUUGUCUGCUCUUAAUCUAGAUAGCGGGCAUCUUUGCACAAACUUUGUUUUAAAUUAUGACAGUAUUUUUAAAUUUACCACUAAAUAAAACAUGGUUUAAUCUUUGCAUGU